GCGCUCCGGGCAGCUGCUGAGCCGGGGCUACCAGCCGGCUUGUAGUGCUCCCUCCGAGGUGCCUGCCGGAGUUAAUGUGCCCGGGUCGGCCAGGGCUAGAGCUGUCGCCGGUUCGGGGAAACUUGGGAUUCAGGACUCGCAGCAGGGGCGUCGGUUUGCGAUCGGGACUCGGCUACGAGGAUGGAAAUCCUGUAUGAAUGUGGAAGCCAUUAGCAGAGUAAUUGCUGUCUGUUACCAUGACAACCAGCCGCUGCAGUCACCUGCCCGAAGUGCUGCCAGACUGCACCGGCUCUGCUGCGCCCGUGGUGAAGACCGUGGAGGACUGUGGCAGCCUGGUGAAUGGGCAGCCGCAGUAUGUCAUGCAAGUUUCCGCUAAGGACGGGCAGCUGCUGUCAACAGUAGUGCGGACCCUUGCCACCCAGAGUCCUUUCAAUGACCGGCCGAUGUGCAGGAUCUGCCACGAGGGCAGCAGUCAAGAGGACUUGCUCUCUCCGUGUGAAUGUACAGGGACCUUGGGGACAAUUCAUCGGAGCUGCCUGGAACACUGGCUGUCGUCCUCAAACACCAGCUACUGUGAACUCUGCCACUUCAGGUUUGCAGUCGAGCGCAAACCCAGGCCGUUAGUGGAGUGGCUCAGAAACCCAGGUCCCCAGCACGAGAAGCGGACUCUGUUUGGAGACAUGGUGUGCUUCUUGUUCAUCACCCCGCUGGCCACCAUCUCGGGCUGGCUCUGCCUGCGGGGCGCUGUGGACCACCUGCACUUUAGCAGUCGGCUCGAAGCCGUCGGACUGAUUGCACUCACUGUUGCACUCUUCACUAUUUACCUCUUUUGGACACUAGUGUCAUUUAGGUACCACUGUCGAUUGUACAACGAAUGGCGUCGGACCAAUCAGAGGGUGAUUCUCCUCAUUCCAAAGUCUGUCAACAUCCCUUCUAACCAGCAGUCCCUGCUGGGCCUCCACUCUGUCAAGAGGAACUCAAAGGAGACAAUUGUUUGAUGUUUGUGUGUUUGGUUGGGUGGUUGAUUUGUUGUUUGGGGUUUGGAAGUUUCUGCACUGGGGCCAUGCACUGAGCCGCUCCCAAACCCUUCCUCAAGCCUGUGGGUCGAAGAACAUCCAGAGCCAUGUAAUCACAUCGCCCUAACCAACGGACUCCGCCCGAAGAAAGAGAAUGCUCUUUGACUUCAAAUCAUGGAUGCUGCAAUCAUAUGAUAUUUGCUAAGCUGCCAAACAUGUUUAUUUAGCAGAUAUGGAAUUUUCUGAACA
Molecule: messenger RNA, 1265 nt
Organism: Budorcas taxicolor (takin)
Lineage: Eukaryota; Metazoa; Chordata; Mammalia; Artiodactyla; Bovidae
Gene: MARCHF3
Product: membrane associated ring-CH-type finger 3
Exons: 5
Coding region: 237-998 (253 amino acids)
Biological process (GO): protein ubiquitination
Molecular function (GO): ubiquitin-protein transferase activity; zinc ion binding
Source: RefSeq, a predicted model, not a curated record